CUUAAAAAUCAAUGAUAUUACAUGACCCCACACAUAAUCAUAUUAAAAAAUAAUCAUAAUACAAUAUAGCAUUAAAAUUCUCUUAAAUACAACACCAUAACAUAAGCUUAUCCAUAAUUCCAUUAACAUCUUUAUUUUCUUGUGUCCCAAUUCUCUCUUUAUAAACCUCCCCACCACCCACUUCUCCAUUCCAAUCAUCUCAAAUCCAAAAUCCUCUAGAAAAAUCCUAGAGAGAGAAACAAACUAACCCAAGAGAGAGAAACAAAAACAGAGAAAUUUCAAAAAAAAAAAGAAUGUCUAAGGAAGUGAGUGAAGAAGGACAAGUUCACCACCAGCAUGGAAAAGACUAUGUUGAUCCACCACCAGCACCAUUGUUUGAUGCUGGUGAACUCAAACUGUGGUCAUUCUGGAGAGCAUGUAUAGCAGAGUUUGUUGCUACUUUACUGUUUCUAUACAUAACAGUUGCUACUGUUAUUGGUUACAAAAAGGAAGCUGAUGCUUGUGCUACUGUUGGUUUUCUUGGUAUUGCUUGGGCUUUUGGUGGCAUGAUUUUUAUCCUUGUUUACUGCACUGCUGGUAUCUCUGGUGGGCAUAUAAACCCAGCAGUGACCUUUGGAUUGUUCCUAGCAAGAAAAGUGUCCUUACUAAGGGCAUUCAUGUAUAUGGUAGCUCAAUGUGCAGGAGCAAUCUGUGGUGUAGGGUUAGUGAAAGCCUUUAUGAAGAGUUCGUACAACAAAUAUGGAGGAGGAGCUAACACUGUUGCAGAUGGAUAUAACACUGGAACUGCCCUUGGAGCUGAGAUUAUUGGAACAUUUGUACUUGUAUACACAGUUUUCUCAGCUACUGACCCUAAAAGGAGUGCACGUGACUCACACGUGCCUAUACUUGCUCCUCUACCUAUUGGGUUUGCUGUUUUUAUGGUUCAUUUGGCUACUAUUCCCAUCACUGGAACUGGUAUUAACCCUGCUAGAAGUUUUGGUGCUGCUGUUAUUAUUAACUCCAACAAGGCCUGGGAUGACCAUUGGAUAUUCUGGGUUGGACCAUUUGUGGGAGCAUUGGCAGCAGCAGCAUAUCAUCAGUACAUCUUGAGAGCAGCAGCAAUUAAAGCAUUGGGAUCAUUCAGAAGCAACCCAACCAACUAAGAACACACUUCUUCAAAAUAUGGUUUGUUUUAUCAGGAUUUCUAAACAAAACAAGAGAAGAAGAAAAAACAUAUUGAUUUGUUUUUUUUUUGGUGUGCAGUGUUUAUGUUCUCUCUCUCUCUCUCUCUCUCUCUCUCUCCCUUCUCUUAGCUUCAGUUUUUUUUUCUUUUUGGAAUUUUUAUUCACUACUAUUGUAAUUCUUGGAUAUGAAGUAAAUUAUUGAGUUCUAGAAUCAAUGUGUAUGGACUAUUAUUAUUAUUAUUAUUAUUAUUAUUA
Messenger RNA from Amaranthus tricolor (Joseph's coat), 1418 nucleotides. RefSeq names its product aquaporin PIP-type-like. Gene Ontology annotation, molecular function: water channel activity. NCBI's taxonomy places the organism in Eukaryota, Viridiplantae, Streptophyta, Magnoliopsida, Caryophyllales, Amaranthaceae. Gene Ontology annotation, cellular component: plasma membrane. Gene Ontology annotation, biological process: transmembrane transport. The transcript has 3 exons. The coding region runs from base 294 to 1142 and encodes 282 amino acids. The record is from RefSeq and is a predicted model, not a curated record.